Suhomyces tanzawaensis NRRL Y-17324 is the source of this 1528-nucleotide messenger RNA. Its product is annotated as histidine phosphatase family protein. Gene Ontology annotation, cellular component: fungal-type cell wall. Gene Ontology annotation, molecular function: acid phosphatase activity. The record is from RefSeq and is a predicted model, not a curated record. The transcript has a single exon. The coding region runs from base 26 to 1414 and encodes 462 amino acids. Lineage: Eukaryota; Fungi; Ascomycota; Pichiomycetes; Serinales; Debaryomycetaceae.
AAACCACCUAGCUGUAGAACACUUCAUGGUAGCCAUAUCAAAGAUCCUCAACAAUGGGUUACUACUAGUACCCCAAUCAGUUUAUGAAAGCUUGGCUACGCCAGAACAGGCCUCUGUUGAGGGUUACAACAUUAUCAACUUCUUGGGAGGUUCUGCUCCAUAUAAACAGCGUACCGGAUAUGGAAUAUCGACAGAGAUACCCAGAGAAUGCAAGUUGCACCAAGUGCAGCUUUUCUCGAGGCAUGGAGAGCGGUAUCCAUCGAAAGGUGAUGGUGUUCAAUUCGAAAAAAUUAUGGACCAAUUCCAUUUAUACAAGCAACCGUUCCAAGGGGAUUUGGCCUUCUUGAAUGAAUAUAAAUACUUUGUGGAAGACCCCGGUAAUUAUGAACAAGAAACAAGCACUACUAACUCGGCCGGAAUUUUUGCCGGGACCACCGAUGAGUUGAGACAUGGAGCAGUAUUCCGAACCAAGUAUGGUGGAUUGUUCGAUACUGAUAAGGUAUUGCCUAUCUUCACUACCAACUCAAGAAGAUGCCAUCAAACAUCCGAAUUCUUCGCUAGAGGUUUUCUAGGAGAUGAGUAUACAGGGGCCAAGGUGAAGUAUGUCAUCAUCGACGAAGAUGGUAAGAUGGGAGCAAACUCAUUGACCCCUAGGUAUGGAUGUCCCAACUUUAAGGAUGAUGUGAAUAAGGACAUGGUUUCAAAGUACGAUAAGUCGUACUUGGAUAAUAUCUUGGCUAGAUGGGUGGCCCAAAACCCAGGAUCCGAUUUCACACCUCAAUAUGUGGGCUCAUUAUUUCUUUGGUGUGCAUUUGAAAUCAAUGUUAAGGGACAUUCCCCAUUUUGCAAUUUAUUCACAAAUGAAGAAUAUAUAAGAGAGUCUUACCGGAAUGACCUCGAAAAUUAUUAUUCAAUAGGACCAGGCAACGACUUUGCAAAGGUUGUAGGUUCUCCAAUGUUAGAGUCAGUCCUCAAGAUACUCAAGGAUGAACAUGCUGAAAACAAGAUAUGGCUUUCAUUUACUCAUGACACCGAUUUAGAAUUGUUGUUGACUUCCCUUGGACUUUUAAACGAGAAAGGAGAUUUACCUAUAGAUGAAGUAUUAUUUCCAAAUUCUAAUAGUGCUGCAGAAUUAUUACCACAAGGAGCUAGAAUAUAUAUCGAAAAGUAUGGUUGUGGGGAAGCCAACUAUGUUCGCUUCAUCAUAAACGAAGCCGUUUUCCCAAUUCCUAAAUGCUCAGCUGGACCUGGAUUCUCUUGUGAAUUCAAAACAUUUAUCAGCAUAAUUGAGGAAAGACUAAAAGGCAUAAAUUACCAUAAUCAAUGCGGCCUGGAUUCAGAAUCGCCCAGUGCACUAACGUUUUAUUGGGAUUACAAUAAGGUUAACUACAAUGCAACACUAAUCAAUCAAUAAUGAAUUGUAUAUGGUAUUGAGGCCUGGUGCUAUCAAAAUACAUCAACCACGGAUAUUCGAGAAGUAUCCUAAAUAGAGUUUAAAACUAACUGGUAAAUUUGAACUAAAUUCCGG